AUGAGUCAAGGUCAAAAUCCCUACGGUAAUCCAUAUCCACAAGAAGGUGGCUUUCCUGGAUAUCCACCUCAACAGUUUGGAGGAUAUGCAGGUCAACCCGGUGGUUACCCAGUUCCACCUCCCAAUGUCUACGGUCAAAAUACAACAGCGUAUCCACCACCUCCACCUGUUUUACCACGUCCAGAUAUCCCCAAAGGAGAGCACACGGAUAUUGAAAUAUAUAUGCAACAGGAAGAAGGGAAAGAAAAUUUCCUAAAGAAUGAUGAGCAUGGUACUGGUGAAUGGGGAAACUUUAAUGGUCUUGAAAGCAAAGAAAUUCGUCGAGUUUUUAUUCGAAAGGUUUAUUCGAUUCUUUCAAUUCAAUUGUUGAUUACGUUUGGUAUCAUCGCUUUGUUUCACUUUACACCAUCAAUUCGAGGAUAUGUUCGAAGUAGUGAAGGUCAAUGGCUCUAUUGGACAUCCUAUGUCGUAUUUCUGGUAACAUACAUCGCAUUAGCUUGCUGUCGUAGUGCUGGACGACGAUUUCCAACGAAUAUGAUUCUACUCGGAAUAUUGACACUUUCAAUGAGCUACAUGAUGGGAAUGAUUUCGGCGUUCUACACCAUUGAUUCAGUCUUGAUUGCUGUUGGCAUUACAGUCUUUGUUUGUUUGGGCGUAACAUUAUUUUCCUUCCAAACAAAAUUCGAUUUUACAUCAUGCAUGGGCGUUAUCUUCGUUAUUUCGUUGGCAUUAAUGGGCUUUGGAAUUGUUUGCAUCUUUGUACAUUCAGAGAUCAUGUUCAAAAUCUAUGCUGGUCUCGGAGCUGUUGCUUUUUCAAUCUUCUUGGCUGUUGAUACUCAACUAAUCAUGGGAGGUAAACGACACGAAAUCAGCGCUGAAGAUCAUAUUUUUGCUGCAUUGAUGCUUUAUAUCGAUGUUGUUUACAUCUUUUUAUAUAUUCUUUCAUUACUGGACGACCGAAUAACAUCAAAAACUCCGUUAUUGCCCAACACAGAGAUUGAAAAAGUAACUUUAACAAACUCAACGAUUGUUAUCACAGCUUGCUGUCGGAAUGUCCGAAGAAAUCUGCCCGGUUUUCAACGGAAUAUCCAAUCAAUAGCAAAAUUAUUCGGUAACUAUCGAAUCUAUCUCGGCGAAUCCGAUUCUGACGACGAAACGUUAACAUAUUUGAAUCAAUGGAAGAAUAACGAUUCCGACCAUGUUCGCGUCUAUACAUACGGACAGCAACGAUGGAAGCUUAUGUCACGUACAAAUCGUAUCGCUUUCUGUCGCAAUACCCUUCUAAGUGAAGCGCGUCAAGAAAUACCAUCAUUCGAUUAUUACUUCGUUGUCGAUGUCGAUGUUGGUUCAUCGAGCUCAUUCGAAAUCAAGGAUUUUCUUUCGAAUUUCAUCUAUCCUUCUUCAUCAUGGUUAGCAAUGACAGCAACACAACGAGCAGAAUACUAUGACAUAUGGGCUCUACGAAUUCCACUCAUACUACCGUUUGACUGUUGGAAAAAAAUCAAAGAAUUAACAUCGUACUUUAUAGAUCAAUCAUAUUUAAUCGAUCGUUUAGUUAAAAUUCAUCAAAAGUCCAUUCCACGUCACGUACCUUUAAUUGAAGUUGAGUCUGCGUUUGGCGGAGCGGCUUUAUACAACGGAAAGUAUCUGAAUAAACAUUGUUCGUACAAUGGAAAUGAUCAGGAACGACAAUUAACAUUCUAUUCUCAAUGUGAACAUGUACCGUUUCACAGUUGUAUUCAAAAAUACGCAAAACAACAGAAAAUUUAUAUCAAUCCAGUAUUUCAAAUUUGUUAA
Molecule: messenger RNA, 1797 nt
Organism: Adineta ricciae
Lineage: Eukaryota; Metazoa; Rotifera; Eurotatoria; Adinetida; Adinetidae
Source: the annotation of a GenBank genome assembly